AUGGCAAACGAGACUUUAAAUGCAGAAAUCCUGCUCCUGGAGGGGUUAAAAGUCACUCCUCAGUCCUCCAUGCCUGCCUUCAUCCUCCUCCUCAUCAUCUACAUCAUCAUCAUGCUGUCUAAUAUCAGCCUGAUGGUCCUGAUCUCCAUGGAGAAGAGCCUCCACCAGCCCAUGUAUCUGCUCUUCUGCAACAUGAGCAUCAACGAUGUGUUUGGGGCCACGACCAUCAUUCCUCCUCUGCUGAGUGACAUCUUCACUCCGGUCUCAGAGCGUUACAUUCACUACGUCAGCUGUGUCAUCCAGGCUUUCUGCAGCCACAUGUUUGCUGGCGUGUGUCACACUGUGCUCAUGAUAAUGGCUUUUGACCGCUACGUGGCCAUCUGCAACCCACUGAAAUACUCCAUGAUCAUGACCAACAGGAUGGUGGUGAAGCUCUCAGUGUUAGCCUGGACAGUCGCUCUGGUCAUGGUGCUGAUCCUCGUGGGCCUGAGUGUCCGCCUGUUGCGCUGCAGGAAUGUCAUAGCCAACCCAUUCUGCGACAAUGCUUCAUUAUUCAAGCUGUCCUGUGAGAGCGUCCUUAUCAACAACAUCUACGGCCUUGGCUACACGGUGGUCUUGCUGGGCUCAUCCCUCGGUAGCAUUACGCUCACCUACCUGAGGAUUGCUGUGGUGUGUCUGAGCAACCGGAACAAUAAGGUGAACAGCCGUGCCCUGCAAACCUGUGCCACACACCUGGCCUUGUAUAUCAUCAUGUUUGUGUCGGGAAGCGUCAUGGUCAUCCUCCAUCGUUUCCCCGACUUAUCAGACUACAGGAAGCUAGCUUCCAUUUUGUUCCAUGUGGUUCCUCCUGCUAUGAACGUCUUUAUUUACGGACUCCAAAUCAAAGCGGUCAGACAAAGAAUUCUGGUCGUCUUUAUCAAGAAUACUAAAGCAGCUGUGAAGUGA
Molecule: messenger RNA, 945 nt
Organism: Melanotaenia boesemani (Boeseman's rainbowfish)
Lineage: Eukaryota; Metazoa; Chordata; Actinopteri; Atheriniformes; Melanotaeniidae
Product: olfactory receptor 52E8-like
Exons: 1
Coding region: 1-945 (314 amino acids)
Biological process (GO): G protein-coupled receptor signaling pathway
Cellular component (GO): membrane
Molecular function (GO): olfactory receptor activity
Source: RefSeq, a predicted model, not a curated record